Triplophysa dalaica is the source of this 7400-nucleotide messenger RNA. RefSeq names its product calcium channel, voltage-dependent, L type, alpha 1F subunit a (gene cacna1fa). Gene Ontology annotation, biological process: calcium ion import across plasma membrane. Lineage: Eukaryota; Metazoa; Chordata; Actinopteri; Cypriniformes; Nemacheilidae. The record is from RefSeq and is a predicted model, not a curated record. The transcript has 48 exons. Gene Ontology annotation, cellular component: voltage-gated calcium channel complex; membrane. Gene Ontology annotation, molecular function: high voltage-gated calcium channel activity.
GAUAGGUGUACACAUUUGUUUUUUAUUAAGUGUUAACUAUCCAAAUAUUCAAGAAUGUCUUGCUCAAGUAAACCGGACAAUGCACUGCUCUUUGCAUCAGUCUUUUAUUAGGUUUUGUGUUUUUUUAAUUUAUUUUCAAUGCCUCGUGCUCUUAAGCUCUUCCACCUGCUCAAUGCUAAGCGCGACACAGUUCAGUCCGACUGCUUAUCAAUAGAUAUGCGAUGAUUUUAACGGGUUCAUGCCAGGACAUAAAUAGUAUUCACAUAUUAUUUCAUGUGAAUUUCUGGGAAUAAGCAAACUAUAGUUGAUACGCCGUGGAAAUGGACGCUCCAACCAAAGAUGGAGGCUUGGCCGGGUCUGACCCUUUCAAGACAGACACACUCAACUCAACGGGUUCCGCGGGGCAAAAAAGAGCCGGUGGAGCCAAGAAACAUACGCAAGCUAACAAAUCUGCUCUGCGUGCUCCCAGGGCCCUAUGCUGCCUCACGCUCAGUAACCCAAUACGCAUGGCUGCACUGGCUCUGGUGGAGUGGAAAUAUCCUUAAUAUACCUUAAGUCCCUUUGAUAUUUUCAUUUUGCUGGCCAUCUUUGCAAAUUGUGUCGCCCUUGGUGUGUCCAAACCAUUUCCUGAAGAUGAUUCAAAUGCCACCAACCACAAUCUGGAACAAGUGGAGUAUGUGUUUCUGGUGAUUUUCACCAUAGAAACAUUCACAAAGAUUCUAGCCUACGGCCUGGUAAUGCACCCCAGCGCUUACAUCCGCAGCGGGUGGAACUUGCUGGAUUUUAUCAUUGUCAUUGUCGGUCUAUUCAGUGUGAUAGCCGAAAUGGGAGAUCACAAACCAGGGGAGGCCCAUCACGGUGCAGGUAAACCAGGUGGUCUGGAUGUCAAAGCCCUGAGAGCUUUCAGAGUACUACGGCCCCUACGCCUGGUGUCUGGUGUGCCAAGUCUGCAGAUUGUGUUGAACUCUAUCAUGAAGGCUAUGGUUCCUCUGCUCCACAUUGGACUGCUGGUCAUGUUUGUCAUUAUCAUUUAUGCCAUCAUUGGAUUGGAGCUCUUUAUCGGGAGGAUGCACAAGACCUGCUAUUAUGUUGGGACAGAACUAAUGUUGGAUGAUGACCCAACACCGUGUGCUUUUGCGGGUAAUGGGCGAUUCUGUGUGGGGAAUAACACAGUGUGCCAGGGAGGAUGGGAGGGGCCUAAUGGAGGAAUCACCAACUUUGACAACAUCUUCUUCGCCAUGCUCACUGUGUUCCAGUGCAUUACUAUGGAGGGCUGGACAGAUGUGCUCUACUGGAUGAAUGAUGCCAUUGGUUUUGAGCUGCCUUGGGUUUAUUUUGUGUCUUUGGUCAUUUUUGGGUCCUUCUUUGUCCUCAAUCUUGUAUUGGGUGUCUUAAGCGGUGAGUUCUCAAAAGAAAGAGAAAAGGCGGUGUGCCGUGGUGAGCUGCAGGAAGCCCAGGAGAAACAACAGAUGGAGGAGGACAUGAUUGGCUAUAUGGACUGGCUCAUUGAAGCAGAAGACAUGGACGAGGAUGGAAAUAAACGUGCUGUGGUGGCCAAGAAAAAGAUGAUGAAGAAAUAUGGCUGGUAUAAGCACAGUGAAGAUGGAGAAUCAGAUUCAGACUCGGAGUUUGAAGCCUUUUUGGACGAUGACAAUGGCUGCUGUGCUUCCAUAAUGGCACGGCUGAUGGCUAUAAGUUUCUGCGAGCAGCUGUACCACUUGAAUCUGGUCAUCAGGAAGAACUGCCGUGUUGCCGUCAAAUCAAGCAAUUUCUAUUGGCUGGUCCUGCUGCUUGUGUUUCUUAACACUGCCGCCAGCGCUUCUGAACACUACGACCAGCCUCAGUGGCUCACUGACAUACAGGAACGAGCAAAUAAGAUCUUACUGGCUCUCUUCACACUGGAGAUGCUGAUGAAGAUCUACAGCUUCGGCUUUCAGAUCUACUUCAUGGCGCUCUUCAACCGUUUCGACUGCUUUGUGGUGUGCGGUGGGAUUCUAGAGACGGUAUUGGUGGAGAUGGAGGUUAUCCCGCCCAUUGGGAUCUCAGUGCUGCGCUGCGUUCGGCUGCUCCGGAUUUUCAAAGUCACACGACACUGGGCUGCUCUCUCAGACCUGGUGGGCUCUUUGCUGAACUCUAUGAAGGCCAUCUGUUCCCUAUUGCUUCUGCUCUUUCUCUUCCUCAUCAUCUUUGCUCUGCUGGGCAUGCAGCUGUUCGGCGGGAAGUUUAAUUUUGACGAGACCCAAAUGAAAAGAAGCACCUUUGACACUUUUCCAUCUGCUCUACUCACCUGUUUUCAGAUUCUAACAGGGGAGGACUGGAACUCUGUCAUGUAUGAUGGCAUAAUGGCAUAUGGUGGACCUGUGUUUCCCAAUAUGAUCGUCUGUAUUUACUUUGUCAUUCUUUUCGUCUGUGGUAACUACAUCUUGUUAAAUGUCUUCUUGGCUAUUGCUGUGGAUAACUUAGCCGGAGAUGGUGGAAAAAAGAAAAAAGAAGAGAAAAAAGACGAAGAGGAGGAAUGGGAAGAUGAUGAAGAACGAGAGGAAGAUGAUGCUGGAAAUGACGGGGAUGAUUGGGAGGAGAAUGAAGAAUUGAGAGCAAUUGAAGGGCUUGAGGGUAUAGGCACACCCAUGAAAGUCGAAAGUUUUCAACCCAAGGAGAAAAUUGUUCCUAUACCUGACGGAAGUUCCUUUUUCAUCCUUGGAAAAAAAAACUGUCUCAGAGUCGCCUGCCAUAACCUCAUUCAUCAUCAUUACUUCACCAACAUCAUCCUCGUCUUCAUCAUAUUUAGUAGUUUUUCAUUGGCUGCUGAAGAUCCAAUCAAAACUCACUCAGUCAGGAACGUUAUGCUGGGUUAUGCUGAUUAUGUCUUUACCACUGUCUUCACUAUUGAGAUCAUGUUGAAGAUGACCGUGUAUGGAGCGUUUCUUCAUCAAGGUUCCUUUUGCAGGAAUGCCUUUAACCUUCUGGACCUUCUGGUUGUCAGCGUCUCUCUUACUUCCUUCUUCUUGCAUUCGAGUGCCAUUUCAGUGGUGAAGAUUCUGAGAGUGCUGAGGGUACUCAGGCCUCUUCGAGCUAUCAACAGGGCAAAAGGUCUAAAGAGUGUGAUUCAGUGUGUGUUUGUGGCCAUCCGCACCAUCGGCAACAUCCUCAUCGUCACCACUCUCCUGCAGUUCAUGUUCGCCUGCAUCGGUGUGCAGCUGUUUAAGGGCCGGUUCUACAGAUGCACCGAUGAGGCAAAACACACACCUGAUGAGUGCAAGGGCACGUUUGUUGUGUUUAAGGAUGGUGAUAUGAACCAUCCAAUGGUCAGAGAGAGAGUUUGGGAAAACAGUGACUUUAAUUUUGACAACGUGCUGAUGGGCAUGCUUGCUCUCUUCACCGUCUCUACUUUUGAAGGCUGGCCACAACUUUUGUACAAAUCCAUUGAUGCGAAUGCCAUAAACAGAGGGCCCAUCUACAACUACCGUGUAGAGAUUUCCAUCUUCUUUAUCAUCUACAUCAUCAUCAUUGCCUUCUUCAUGAUGAACAUCUUUGUGGGUUUUGUCAUCAUCACUUUUCGUGAACAAGGAGAGGCCGAGUUCAAAAACUGUGAACUAAACAAAAACCAGAGGCAGUGUGUGUAUUACGCAUUAAAAGCUCAGCCAAUAAAGAUUUACAUACCCAAAAACCCUUCUCAGCUCAAAUUCUGGAAGAUCAUCAAUUCAUCUCAGUUUGAGUACAUCAUGUUUGUGCUCAUUCUGCUAAACACGCUCACACUGGCUGUGCAGCACUAUGAGCAGUCAAAGCUCUUUAACUUUGUGAUGGACAUCCUGAACAUGAUCUUCACCACACUCUUCACCAUCGAGAUGAUCAUCAAACUUCUCGCUCUGAGACCUUACCACUACUUUAUAGACGCCUGGAACUCUUUUGAUGCAAUGAUAGUGGUGGGAAGUUUGGUGGACAUCAUGAUCGCGGAGUUCAGUGGUGGAGGAGGACAUGGUGAGGGGAAAGAAGGAGAGGGCGCCAAAGUGUCCAUCACUUUCUUCCGUCUUUUCCGAGUGAUGCGACUGGUGAAGCUGCUCAGUAAAGGUGAGGGCAUUCGAACCCUCCUUUGGACAUUCAUCAAAUCUCUACAGGCUUUGCCAUACGUCGGUCUGCUCAUCGCUAUGAUCUUCUUCAUUUAUGGUGUCAUUGGGAUGCAGACAUUUGGGAAGAUAGCCAUAGAUGACAACACUGAGCUCAAUAGGAACAACAACUUUCAAACCUUUUUCAUGGCUGUGCUGCUGCUCUUCAGAUGUGCAACAGGGGAGCAAUGGCAAGAGAUCAUGCUGGCGGCGCUGCCGGGUCGCCGGUGCGACCCCGAGUCUGACUUUGAGCCGGGAGAAGAGUACAGCUGUGGCAGCAAUCUGGCAUACCUCUAUUUCAUCAGUUUCUUCGCGCUCUGUGCUUUCUUGAUCAUUAACUUGUUCAUCGCUGUCAUCAUGGAUAACUUUGAGUAUCUUACCAGAGACUGGACCGUGCUGGGCACACAUCACCUGGAUGAGUUUAAAAGAGUCUGGUCUGACUAUGACCCAGAGGCCACGGGAAGGAUUAAACAUCUAGAUGUAGUCACUAUGUUACGCAGAAUUCAGCCCCCCCUUGGCUUUGGAAAACUCUGUCCUCAUCGGGUAGCCUGUAGGAGGCUGGUCUCUAUGAAUGUGCCUCUUUAUCCCGACGGCACCGUGACUUUUAAUGCCACCUUGUUUGCUCUCGUCAGAACUUCACUCAAGAUCAAAACUGAUGGACCAAUCGACCAGCAGAAUGAGGAGCUCAGAGCCAUUAUUAAGAAGAUCUGGAAACGCACUAAACCCAAACUACUGGAAGAAGUUAUUCCUCCCCCUUCAGGGAAUGAGGUGACUGCUGGAAAAUUCUAUGCCAGUUUCCUGAUUCAAGAUUACUUUAAAAAGUUUCGUAAGCGAAAGGAGAAAGAGAGAAAGAAGAAAGGCAAAGACAAGUCAGCUUCUCUUCAGGCUGGGUUAAGAACACUACAGGAUUUGGCCCCGGAGAUGCGUCUGGCGAUGGCAAUGGAGGAAGAGGAAGGGCUGGAGGGGGAGAUGACGGAGGAGGAAGAGUUCUUCAGGAGUGACAGUGUCUUCAGCGACGCUCCUCCCACACCGACCAUGUCCACGCCCAGAGGCACCCCUCUGCCCUCCGAUCUUGACGAGACCACAGUGAGCAUUGAGAUUCAUCCUAAAACAGCCAGCGGAGACUUUACUCUGGAGGAGGCCCUGGUGGACUCCCGUCCCGUCUCAGCAAUGUCGCAUAUUGAUGUGAUAGUUGAACAGCCUCAGAGGUUAUCUCCCCUGCCCAACAGGAACGAGACAGCUACUAACUAUAUUUCUCCUCCAUCUCCGGAUGGAGGGACGCUAAAUGGAGUGGGAGGAGUUACAGGAGGAGGUGGACCCAAGGGAGCUGGGGAUGGUGGGGAGACUGCACAUACUGCACAGCAAAGCAUCAAGCAGGACAUGAGUGCUACAUCAUAUGGAAGCGAGUGGCAUCCUGUGGUUCCUACAGCCCAUACUCUUAAUGGCACCAGUGCAAGUGUUUCCCCUGUACAGCCGAAUAACAUCAACAACAUCAACUACCAAGAUGCCGGUGGCUUUAAUGGAAAUGGUUACUCUGGUAAUGGUAACAAUGGGAAUGGUGUUAAUGGGACCGGUUAUCCUAAUAACCGUUACUCAAAUGGUUACUGCAGCAAUGGAUACAGUGCUAAUGGAUACAACAGCAAUGAAUACAACGGGAAUGGUUUUGCAGCACAGCGACGCAUGCUUCCACAGACUCCUUUAGGCCGAAGGCCAAACUUUAACAUACAGUGUUUAAGGAGACAAGGAAGUAAUGAGGAUCUUCCCAUCCCAGGCACCUACCACCAAAACUCGACACCCUGCAGAGGACGCACACAGACACACAGCAAUUAUGACUCACGACGAAGCAGCAUUUCAUCGGUGUUGUCUUCAGCCUCCUGGGCCAACAACCAGCCCAGGCGGGGUCGUCUCCUGUAUACCCCCCUUAUUCUGGUGGACGAGACGGGGGGCACUCAGACUAUGUGGGGCGACACCAAUGGAAGCGCCACCCUGCCAGCGUUGGCCCGCCCUGGGUGGCUUUCAAAUGGAUCAGCAGGCGUGGCCCAGCAGAAUCGGGCGUACACUACACUCAGAGUUCCUCAACAACACAGUCUGGGCUACAUGGAGCGAGGGAGUGCAGACAGCCUUGUGGAGUCGAUCCUUAUAUCUGAAGGUUUGGGUCUCUAUGCCAAAGACCCCAAAUUUGUUGACUUUGCGAAACGUGAAAUCGCGGAUGCCUGUCACAUGACCAUAGAUGAAAUGGAAAGCGCUGCAUCUGACCUGCUGACUCGAGGAGAGACAGGGCAGCCAAUCAGACGCUUGGAGGAGGAUCUGUCUGAUGAGAUGAAUUGUGUUAUUUCUGACUUUAUGACUUGACUCAAUAUUUUUUUAUUGUGAAAGUUUUGAAAAAUGUAAGACAAUUGUCAGUGUAUUUGUGUUGAAUGUAUUGUUAUGCAUGACAACUUCAAUUCAUACACAUAUUCAUCAUUAUAGUUUCACAUCUGUUUGAUGUAAUUAUAUAUUAUGGUUUAUUUAUAUUUAUAUUUAUAUUGUUUAUUUCCCACAAGGCAAAUUAGGGUUAAUGGAGGACUAAAUUCCAGCAUUGUAUUCAGAAGCAACUGUAGCUUAUAAGUGUGGAGAUUGAAAAACUUAAACAUAAAAAGCAACAAAAUAUAGUUGAGGCAAAUCUAUGGGAGUACAUUUUCUAUUUCUAUAUUGCAUAAAGCAAGAGAUCCCAGUUUUGGAGGGAACAGGCCCUUCGACUGUCAAUAAUCUCAGACCUGAUAUCUUUCAGAGAUCAAUAAAUAGAUUUAUCAUAGAUGUAUGUGCUGCUUGCUAGAGCUUCGACAUUUUGUGUGUACUGUAUAGGGACACAAAGUGACUAGAUCUUUUUAUUAAAAAAUAUUUUUGUUCAGGUGAAGUCAUAUGCAGUAAAUCUAAGAUAGCAUGAAAGUGAGUGAACAAUUCAAGACAGUUAUAGGUGAAAAGGAACAUCAUCACUUACAUGUUAAACACAACAACACCAAAUGUAUUGAAAUUCCUGGGAUCUCUACCACAUUAGUUAUUCCAAAAGGGUGGGGAGGGAUGUCUUUAACAAGUGGGAACGAAUCUUGUUGCAUUCUCCCUCAUAUCGAGCCUGUGGAUAUACUAUGAAGUAAUUUCAGCCUUUAAGUGCACAUAGAGCAUUGUAUGCUUAGAACAAAUAUAUCCUAGCUGUCCUUCCAAAACCUCAGAUCUCCAGAUUCGCUGUUUUUCAGGAAAUUGUUAAAUACUUCUUAAAUGUUUACACACCAUGUUGUCAAAGUUGUUCAACAAAAAGGC